UAGCUGGAUACUUUUUGAGUCGUUUUUGCAGGGUUUUGAGUUAACACUCUUGACAGGCCUCACACACAACCACAGAACCACAAGCGUGGUGCAACCUACAUUUUAGACGAGCACCUGAACCUCAACGGACAAUUUUUUUAACAAGUUGCCACCAGACAACAUCCCGGCCAAGUCUGCACAACAUUCUUCAACAGUGGCGCAAACCACAAAAGGUUCUAGCAUCGGCGUGCUCAAUAAAGCCAUGGCGUCCAAUAGCAUAUUCGACUCCUUCUCAAACUAUUCGUCGGGAUUCUUGCGUGACCCGACCACCACGAGAAGGUUUACACCGCCUUCGACGUCCUUCCCGUGCAGUAAGAUAGGCGAAAGCACCGGGCCGAUGGGCACGCCCGGCCCGGUAAGGACUCGACCGGAGACGCGCUCUGUGGUGGAAGUUCUGGCCGACCACGCCGGCGAGCUGGUCCGGACCGACAGCCCGAACUUCCUCUGCUCUGUGUUGCCUUCGCACUGGAGAUGUAACAAAACUCUACCUGUGGCCUUUAAGGUGGUGUCUCUCGGGGAUGUUCCUGAUGGGACGCUGGUGACGGUGAUGGCAGGCAACGACGAGAACUACUCGGCGGAACUCAGAAACGCAUCGGCUGUGAUGAAAAACCAAGUGGCCAGAUUCAACGACCUCCGGUUCGUGGGACGGAGUGGACGAGGGAAGAGCUUUACUCUCACAAUCACUGUCUUCACCAGUCCUCCUCAAGUGGCUACUUAUCACAGAGCAAUUAAAGUGACCGUUGAUGGACCUAGAGAGCCAAGACGACACCGGCAGAAGCUGGAAGACCAGCAGAAACCCACAAUCUUCUCUGACCGGCUGAGCGAACUGGAGAGGAUCCAGAGGGCCAGCUUGGCCAACAUGCGCGUUGGGACCACCAACACCAACCAGCGGACGACCCACCAGGGUCACUUCAGCCCUCCAACACAAGCUCUGUGGACUGAACAAAUUGACCCUCCCAGUUUACCUUUAAAAACAUGCAAGGUGGAAGAUGAUCUGAGAUGGUCAGGGACCUCCGACAUCUUCUCCAACCCCCGGCAGUUCCCCUCACUGUCGACCCUCGCAGACCCCCGGUUCUCGGACCCCCGCAUGCACUACCCGGGCUUCACCUACUCCGCCAGCCCCUCCAGCACCGGCAUCGGGGGCAUCAGCAUGACCAGCAUGUCGGCGUCCUCCCGGUACCACACGUACCUGCCUCCUCCCUAUCCGGGCCCCUCUCAGAACCAGAGCGGGCCCUUCCAGACCAACUCCUCUCCCUACCACCUGUACUACGGCACGGGCUCGGGCUCCUACCAGUUCUCCAUGGUCACCGCCGGUGGCGAGCGGUCCCCGACCAGAAUGCUGCCCUCCUGCACCAGCGCCACGACGGGCAACAACCUCAUGAAUACAAACCUGACGAGCCACAGUGACGGCAUCGAGGCCGACGGUAGCCAUAGCAACUCCCCGACAACAAUGACCACCCCAGGGAGGAUGGACGAGACCGUGUGGCGGCCGUACUAGAGGAACAAGAGUUUGGAGCAGCGAAAAAAAAAAAAGAAAAGAGAGGAAAAAAAAAACUUACCGCAUGUGUGACUGUACUUUGUCAUUUCGCAUUUUACAUCUUUUUUUAGCUUUAUCCAUUGAAACCUGACCAAAGACUUCUGCCUUUUCGGACUCGCUGGCCGCAUUCGAGCUACGCGCCUGCCAGAUGUUUGAGGCUUUGUAAGAAAAACACAACAACAGCCGCCACGAGCAAGACUCUUAUUUGACAGGCUCUCAGAUCUCGCUUCUGAAGAAUUUGCUCCUUCGAGACUCGGAGAACAAAAACAAAAAAAGGCCAUGAGAAGAAAGUGUGCCUCAAGUUCAGUAAAGGAGUACGUGAAACUAAAAUGUACAUAUUGAUCGUGUGUAAUGAUAUAACCAAAGAUGAUUGUUUCUUUUAUUCUAUGAUUGAAAAGCUGGAUUGUGGAAAAAAAACCACAAACCGUUUCUCACCUUCUGCCUUCAGACUAACUUUUCAAUCAGGGCUACUGAUCCUCUCCCUUCGCCGUUCACAGUUUUAACCCUGUAAUCAGGCACAACCAGACAAGCAGAGCAUCUUAUGAACGGUCUUCGGUUUUAAAAAGAACACAGUUAGAUUUCCCCCCAGCAAGUGCCUGAAACUUGCCUCUGGUCACUUCCAAAAUGAUUGGCAAGGUUUUCUGAUACCUUAAAAAGAGCUGCUGUUUUUUUCUUUAAAGCGAAGCUUUGAUCAAUACCAUGCAAUCACAUCAGGGGAAAUCACAUUUGAGUCACGCUGGGUAGAUGGAAGACAAGCUAUACAAACUGCCUUGUACUUAUAAACGCGAUUCCCAAAGACCUUUCAGGGAUCUCACUUAAGUUGUCAAGCCUGUGGUGAUGUACAUAAUCAUUGCAAAGUCUUUGGAUAUGUGCAAUCAUUAAAAAAUAAGUGUUGGAGAGACACCUUUAAAUUUCCAAAAUAUUUAACAACUCUCUAAAAAACCCUAGAAAUCUAUUGCUCAUAUCCUGUCUCUGAAAAGAAUGUAGGUUGUAUUAUAUCUUCUGAAGCAGCUUAAAUUCACCGUAAAACACAACAAGAGACAAGGGCUUAGGUGUGUCACCACCCUAACUAUGAGCGCCCCAACAUUAAGCUUAAAUCAUAAUGUGUGUGUGAGAGAGAGGCUGUAACGUAAUUGUACAAAUAGGUUUGGUAAGUUGUAUUGUCCAUUAAACAUUUUUAAUCUUCAGAGGUGUAAACAGUGCAAUUUUAUUUGCGCCCAAACUGGUAAAGCCAAGAACAGACAUUGAUAUUUCUAUUUAAUAAUUCAUCUCUCAGCAUUUCAAUAAUAAUGGACAAUUCUGAAAUGCAUGAUGAAUAGGUGCAGUGUUUAUUUUAAAAUCAGAGAUGACUUCUUCUUUGAUAAAUUCUUAAUGUUAUUAUUUGGGGCAUUUUACUAUUGUGAGCUCGAUUUGUUUAAACUGGACAUUUAUAUAUAUAUUUUUAUUUAUUUGAGAAGAAAUGUGCACUUAAAAUGUGUUUCUGGGUCUAAGAUUUUGAAGGUGUCUCUAUUUGGAGAUAAAUUAGAAUUUGGGCUACUGUAAUAUAUUUCAGAUUAAUUAAAAAAAAAGAAAAAAAGUUGCUUGUUUUCCAUUUCAGCUCACAUGCACUAAAAAUGCUGAUCAUUUAGCAAUUAGAAAGAGCAAAACUAGAAUCACAACACAAGCUCUUCCUCGGUUCAGUCAGCAUAGAUUAAAAAAGUAAGAUUUUGCUCCUUAUUUUCAGCUGAAUAGCUAGAGAUAUGUUCCGGUAGAUUGUGUGUAAUUUCUUGUGAUUAUAUGCUGGUCCAAAGUAUCAUUCAUCACUCUGUGUUUUAUCAGAAUGAUCCCUGAAGUUGCCAAAAUAUAUUUUGCUUUGCACUAUAAUUUGCUUACAAUUUUUUCUAAGCACAUGUUCUCGGAAGGCAAUGUCUGACAUAGGUGGUGUUUAGGAAAGGAUUUGAUUUACUUUAGAAAGCUACACAAUUAUACCCCAUUCCAAUUUAAAUCCACUUGAGACUGGUAGAGUUAAAAGGCAGCAAUGAAUAAAAUCCUUGCACUCGGAUUGAGUAUUAGCUCCAUGAUUGCUUUAAUUUUUAAAAUCCAUUUUUUUUCUCUUCCUUCCCAGCAACAGAAUUGCACAAAAUCUCUCUGGGAGUUGCACAAAGCCGUGAUUGCACAGUAAAUUGCCAAUACUGCUGCCUUGUGUUGUGAGUGCACUAUAACAAAGUCAAGUGUCUGAACCAGUACAUUGCAGUUUACAGUGUUCGGUUUCAGACCAUCCGGUAAGAUACCUCUAUACUGUAGGGGUCGCACUGCACAUUCAUAACACACUACAAAUACCUUGCUUUCCAUUUUGUGAACUAGAAACUCCUCUUGUGAAAGCCUUUCUGUGCUGAUUGAUAAUGCUCAGAAGCUGAUGGAAAAAAACAGUGGGCUGCAUUCUUGAUCAAUGUCCCAAAGAGAGCCGUCGUGGUGUGGUAUAUACUGUUACGCAAAGUCUUGAGACCUUCACACCCCUGUGAGAUGGGGCUGCAUGUCCUGUAUAACCCUUAAUAAUUUGAAGCCUUUCCGUCUUUCUCUUGUUCUGUUUUUUGUAAUUUAUUUAUUUUGCGGGGGGGGAGCUGGAGGCUCACCGCCACAUUAAUAUAUAUGUACAGAUUCUAUAUGAAUGAUGCAGUAGCACUUAUCCAGGGGUGUCGGGUUACACAUUUUAAGCAUUUUGUUAUUGUACACAUUUGCCUUUCAUGAGAGAGAUUUGAGCAGCGGGACAGUUGUAACACAGAAACAGGCCACGGCUGGUGGCUGUGUGUGGUUCGUAGAUUUUAUUGUUCUUGCUUGACUGUGUGCAGGUUGGGGUGGGGGGGGUGACAAGUUUUGUGCUGUUAUGACUUGCUGCAGGCAGAGACCCAGUAGACUUAACAUAAUGGCUCAGUCCAAUCUGAAAACGGUCGCUUUCUCGAACCCCUCUUUGAGGAGAAAAAUAAAGGCCAAAUUCUCUUGUUUUACUCAGGAAAUACAAAGGCAGGACGUGUGGUCAGAGGUACCCUGUCCUCAAUUCGACAGACAAUCAUGCCUGUUCUUUUCAGAGAUUCGGAAACUAUGCAAGCGUACUACAGCCAUUCCCAUCUUUGAGAUAUGCAAAGAGUGAAGCUUUUCCUUAUUAUGGAUUAUGAGGACGAAGCAGUGCAACAACAACGUAAAUUUAAACUAAAUUUUAAUCCCAUUUCUUUUUUUCUGCCUUGAGACAUGCAACAUGAAUGCUUUUGUGUUUGUCCUCUAGUAGAGGAAACAGAAACAUUUCAUAGCCUUUUAUUUGGUGGAAAGCUAGAUUGGCUGCAAAUAAUGACCAAUCAGAAUAUAUCAACUGCCUUCUCUGCAGCUGGAAAUGGUUGAAAGCACAAUAGAUUUUUUUUCUUUUAAAGAAAGAAAACUUCCUUAUCUUCAUUUUGUCUGGUUUUUGCUAUUACCUUAUGCUAAAAGCAUCAAAAUCGUGUUUGUUUAUUUAAAUUUGUUCUAUGUAAAUUGCUAUUUCGUCGAUGUAAUAUACAAACUCCUGAUAUUAAAUGCUUGUGAUACAUGCAUUGUGUGAAUGAUGUAGUUUUUAAAGCAACAUAAUUAAAACUAUUUGAGCUCAUGCUGUAAGACUGCUUUUGUUUGUUUUCUCAGUCAUGACAUGAUCAUUAACAUGUCUUAAAUGUGUCUCUGAAGGAAUAAAUUGAAAGAAACCCAAA
Messenger RNA from Lepisosteus oculatus (spotted gar), 5286 nucleotides. RefSeq names its product RUNX family transcription factor 3 (gene runx3). Gene Ontology annotation, cellular component: nucleus. Gene Ontology annotation, molecular function: DNA-binding transcription factor activity, RNA polymerase II-specific; RNA polymerase II cis-regulatory region sequence-specific DNA binding; ATP binding. Gene Ontology annotation, biological process: hemopoiesis; neuron differentiation; regulation of cell differentiation. The record is from RefSeq and is a predicted model, not a curated record. NCBI's taxonomy places the organism in Eukaryota, Metazoa, Chordata, Actinopteri, Semionotiformes, Lepisosteidae.